AUGCCCUCCUGCCCCGCCCGCAGUCUUUACAUGCCCACGAGUGCCAACGACUCGGCUCGAGACCGCCGAGCCUCAUUCUGCUCCGCCCCGAUCCGCUCCGACUCGCAUACACGCACAAAGAGUCAUCUCCACCGCUACACGGCACAAUUAGGCCUUUCGAUCAUCAAAUUGCCCGAGAUCACUGGGCCCCGGUCGUCUGACCCUGACCUCUGGUUUCCAAUUCAACUCACUAAAGGCCUCAUUAAUCAUUCCGAGGCAACUACAAUUUCACAACUACCUUCACCUCCACCCAGUGACCUUUCCGCUAACGCCCCUACCCACCCCCAACCACACCCCAACCCAUACGGACGUAUUUGUCAGUAA
Molecule: messenger RNA, 363 nt
Organism: Protopolystoma xenopodis
Lineage: Eukaryota; Metazoa; Platyhelminthes; Monogenea; Polystomatidea; Polystomatidae
Source: the annotation of a GenBank genome assembly